This is a messenger RNA of Monodelphis domestica (gray short-tailed opossum), 1586 nucleotides long. RefSeq names its product FAM3 metabolism regulating signaling molecule C (gene FAM3C). The record is from RefSeq and is a predicted model, not a curated record. Lineage: Eukaryota; Metazoa; Chordata; Mammalia; Didelphimorphia; Didelphidae.
GUCGUGGGCGGGGCGGGGCGGGGCGGCCGAGAGCCCUCCCAUGUUGGGCCGGGGAAAGCAUCCUCCUUUCCCACCUUGAACUCCUCAGUUCCUUCCUCCUCCCUCAUCCUUCCCCCUGCUGAGUCAGUCCUUGGAGGGGGCAUUCCUGUCCACACAGAGCUUUAACUCGUAGAACUAUAAGGAUCCUCAAACAUCAUUCCUUAAGCCAAGCCCCUGAUCUUGCACUUGAGCCAGCAGAACCAGAUACGGGUUGAAUGAAUCGUCCCAAGUCUCUGGGAGCCCAAGGUCUCCCUUUCCUCUAUUCGGAUUGCAUCUUCAGGCUACCACAGGGUGCUACUUAGAGAACUCGUUGAAGCUGAGGCUUUCAGCCAGCUACCUGGGUGAAGUGGGCUUUGAUGCUUCUUUAAUGAAAUAGUGCCAUAGACUGAAAACGCAAACAUGAGGAUGGCAGGUGCUGUAAAGUUGGUGGUUGCUGUAGCAGUAUUUCUACUGACAUUUUAUGUUAUAUCUCAAGUAUUUGAAAUAAAGCUAGAUUCAAAUUUAGGAAAUUUAUUUGCAAGGUCAGCAUUGCAGAUAGCUUAUACAAAACCUCCCAGGUAUAAAUGUGGGAUUUCAAAAGCUUGUCCAGAAAAACAUUUUGCCUUCAAAAUGGCAAGUGGAGCAGCGAAUGUUGUUGGCCCCAAAAUUUGUGUGGAAGACAAUAUUUUAAUGAGUGGUGUAAAGAAUAAUGUUGGAAGAGGAAUCAAUGUUGCAUUGGUAAAUGGAAAAACAGGAGAAGCAUUACGCACUGAAUACUUUGAUAUGUGGGGAGGAGAUGUGGCACCAUUUAUUGAAUUCCUUAAGUCUAUUCCAGAUGGAACCAUAGUUUUAAUGGGAACCUAUGAUGAUGGAGCAACCAAACUCACUAAUGAGGCAAGAUUGUUGAUCGCUGCAUUGGGAAGUACAGCUAUUGUUAACCUUGAUUUUAGAGACAACUGGGUCUUCUGUGGUGGAAAAGGUAUUAAGACAAAAAGUCCCUUUGAACAGCACAUCAAGAACAAUAAGGAUACAAACAAAUAUGAAGGAUGGCCAGAAGUUGUAGAAAUGGAAGGAUGUAUCCCCCAAAAGCAAGACUGAAUAUGAAGAAUGUUAGAGAAAAUUAUCUUUAUGCUAUUGAUAGGAGUGCUGUGAAGGAGAUAGUACUAUGUACAUGCUUUGAGAGAGUAUACAUUUCAUCUUUUCAGUUAUGCAUGAGUAACAUCUCUUCCAAAAUCAGGAUUAUUUAUUGCUAACCUUGAAGAGUAAACUUUGUAAAUAGAUCCACUAUGCUAAACCUUUUCUAAGCUGUUGUCUCUCUAAAAGCACAGUAUUUAGAUUGCAUUAUGAUAAACAUCUCUAAGGUGUAGAAAUGUCUUUUUUAACCAUCCAUAGUGAACAGAUUAUGAAAAAUGUUGUUCUGUUGUUUUAUAGAUAAAAUUGCUAUAAGAAUGUGGCCGUUGUGAAAAAAAAGUUUUGUUUCUUUUGGGGGGGAACAAAAUGUUUUUUAAUAUGCUGCCCUUUUGAUGGCAGUUUUCAGUCUUUAAUAAAGAAGUAUUUGACUAGUUGUA